AUAAAGAGACCCAAACAGACUCCAACAGGAAACAAGGAACAGAGAAUACAUCUUCAGGGGGAUUAUAGGCUUGUUUUGCCUAGAUAUUUAAACAACAUUGGCACCCUUAAAAUCAGAGUGCUGCUUUGACUCUGAAUUUUAAUAACGAUGGACGAGCCUCAGGACUUUUUUACCCUAACUUUUUAUUAGGCCAAGUUUGGAAUAAUAAUACCGCUGCCUAUUGUUUUGCCGGAAUACUAUACCAUAUUUGGAGUAUUAUACAGCCCUCUUGUAUUCGGAUGAUACUACAAAUCAUUACUGCAAACUUUCAGAAUCGUGUUGGAACUUUUUCUGCACUUUCAUACAAAUCAAUUUGCCAAUUACCCAGUUUACCUGAUUUCUGAAGUGAAUCAUCGGUAUCACAUCUCGCUUGCCAGGCUGUACCUGUAAUAGCAACACGGAUCGCUUAACGCCUGUCGCUAACUGACCGCGUUGCCUCAUAAACGGGGGUUGGUACCGUGUAUGUUCUUUCUCCUUCUGUUUUAAAGAGUUUCUUAAAUCUGGACGACAGGAUUAUCUACCAUCUGAAAUGCUUCCCCUGUCCCCGCUCCUACUUCUUGUUUUCCCCGCUGCGCUAUUUGUGGUCGCGCAAGGCGCCGGGGACCUCCAGGGCUUCACCUUCCCCGGAGGGAGUGCAGGAUUCGACCCAACAGAUCCCUGCAUGGUGGUUUAUCCACCAUGUAUGAGCGAGGCGGAUCGCUACAGCCUGGAAGCCCUUCGGAGUAUCCAUCAGAUGAUGGAUGAUGACCAAGACGGAGGGAUUGAAGUGCAGGAGAGUGUGGAGUUCAUCAUCGAGGACAUGAAGCAGCAGCAGACCAACAAACACAGCCACCUGCACAGAGAAGACCAACAUAUCACAAUUGAGGAGCUAUGGAGGGGUUGGAAGUCCUCUGAAGUACAUAACUGGACUCAAGAUGAUGUGCUUCGCUGGCUGAAGGAUUUUGUUGAGUUGCCCCAGUAUGAAAGGAACUUUAAGGACUUUAAGGUCAAUGGAAAUACUCUCCCCAGGAUUGCAGCCAAUGAGCCAUCAUUUCUGAGUGGCCAAUUGAGGGUUCAGGACCAGAGAGACAAGCAGAAGCUCAACAUCAAAGCUCUGGAUGUUGUUUUGUUUGGACCGCCUACGCGUCCCCCUCAUAACUAUAUGAAGGACCUAUUGCUCGUUGUAUCGGUGGUGAUGGGAGUUGGAGGCUGCUGGUUUGCUGGGACCCAGAACAAAGCCAGUAAAUGCCACAUAGCCAGGAUGAUUAAAGAUUUGGAAAGUCUGCAGAGGGCUGAACAAAGCCUCCUAGAUCUGCAGGAACAACUGGAGAGAGCACAGGAAGAAAAACGUAACGUUGCAGAGGAAAAACAGAACCUGGAGGAGAAGAUGAGGGAUGAGAUCAUGGACGCGCAAGAGGAGGCCUACCGACUGCACGAGCUGAGACAGGGAGCUGUCAGUGAACUCAGCCGUCUGAGAUAUGCAGAGGAAGAGCUGGUGCAGGUCCGUGGAGCACUAAAGCAGGCAGAGAAGGACAUGCAGGCUAGCUCAAAUGCCUCGGAGGCCCUCCAGCUGUGGUUGCAGCUGACACAUGAGGUAGAGGUCCAAUACUACAAUGUCAAGAGGCACAGAGCAGAACUACAGCUGGCAAUCGCCAAGGAAGAGGCGGAGAGGAUUAAGAAGAAGAGGAGUUCUGUGUUCGGGACUCUCCAGGUCGCCCACAGUUCCUCUCUAGACCAAGUUGACCACAAGAUCCUGGAGGCAAAGAAUGCCUUGUCUGACGUAACAGCCUGCUUACGGGAGCGCCUCCAUCGAUGGCAGCAUAUAGAGCGCCUCUGUGGCUUUCCAAUUAUUAGGAAUCCUGGCAUAUCCAACCUCACUGCUCAGCUUUACUCAGACUCAAUUGCCCUGGGGUUUCCAAGGGUGACCCAGCCAUCAUGGUCAUGCCACAGCUCCGUUCAUGGAUCUAUGGAGGAUCUGUUAACAGAGCCUGCUUCUCCAGUCGUACAACAUAUUCCAGUUCCAGUGUCACCACUGAAAGCCUCUCCUCGAACCCGGGGAUCCUCCAUAAUUCGGUCACGUCGUCCUGGCGUCACUCAACCACCGGCCGCCAUGAUCUCCCCGGACCCCGACCUUCUAAUCCCUAUCAGAGCCCCGUACCCCAGCGAGGAAGAGGCGCACUUCCUGAAAACUCUAAAGAAACAAGGUUCCCAAGAGAUGUUCUACGACACAGAUUAUAUGACCUGCUCUCAAAAGCUCUAUCAGGAUGAUAUUGAGUUCCUUUCUGACAGCUCCAUUGCAAAGCCCUUGACUAUAGAGGUAGAUGCUGAUGUUGAAAGUCCAGUCCGCAAAACUACUGUAGAAGACCUUGAAGCUUCUAUAGAUUUUUCCUGCAGAAAGUCGGCAAAAGAAAAAAAACUGGACAGUUCUUUGGAAACCCUGACUUUGAAAAUGUCCAAAGAAGAGUCUUUAAUAGAGGGUACAUCCAGGAACAAGUCCAGAGACCGGAGUGAAGUUUCCAUGGAUGUUGCAGUUAGAAAGGUGCUUUCCAAUGAGUUGAAUGCAGAAUUCAGGAAAGUAGAGAGAGAUACUAUGAAGGAUUUGAUUGACACAACUUCAAGGAAUGUAUAUAGAGAAGUUAGUGAUUUACCUCUGGAUGUGAGAAAGAUUAUUUGGAAUGAAGUAGAUGCAACAACAGAUGUGACACAUAGAAAGAUAUCAAGAGAUAUGAUGGGGGCUUCAAUGGACAGUGCAUCAAGAAAGAUAACACUGGAUGACGUUGAGUUGGACUCGGUGUCCAGAAGGAUUACAAGAGAUACAAUGGGAAUGUCCCUUGACACAAGUUCUAAAAAGGUUCCAUGGAAUAAAGAAGACUGCCAGCUUGAUACCUCUAUGAGGGCAUUAGCAAUGGACAACAUAAUUGAAGUCACGAGAGCAACACCAAGAAGGAUAUCUAGAGAUGAGCUGGAGUAUUCCACAGAUACUGCUUCUUUAAAAAUGCUACCCAGAGAGAGAUUUGAAGCACUUAUGGAUACCUCAUUCUCUACAGAGAAGCAAGACUUUGGUUUAGGAUUGUCGACAAGUAAGAGGGUACUAAGAGAUGAACUUGAUGUGACUGCUGGUUCUCCCAGAAGAAGAAUACCAAGAAUGCCAAGAGAUGAUAUUGACACAACCACAGACACUACCACAGGAAAGACAUCCUGGGAUAGAGUUGAUGUACCAAUUGAUAUACCUAAACAAUCAAUACUGAGGGAAGAAUUGGGAGCAUCAGGAUCAAGUUCAUAUCCUGGUCGAAUUGGACAGCCAGACCUUAUGGUAGCCUCACAGGUACCAUGGAAGUCAUCAUCAGAAGUUUUGACUGGCCCUUUGAGCCAGCUUGUGUAUGAUGGAAUCCUUGAGAAGUCCUGUCAGUCUGUGGCUAAAAGCCCAACCAGCCUCUCUGCUUCAACACCCAACCUGCCCCAGAGCAGGCUACCAGCAGAUGUGGAGCUACCAUUGUCACUGCCAACGAUUGCUUUCCCAUCUCUUUCAUUGCACCCCGAGACUGGAGAUGAGAAGAACAAGCAUAAGGAAAAGAGCAAGAAAUCUUUAAAGUUGAAAAAUCUUUUUAAAAAGAAAGAGUCAACAACAGAGAAGCCUCAAAGUGGUCUGCAAAAACUCUGAUAAUCAGUUUAGAGUGUUUUAUUUUUUUAUUGAAUUUGAAAACGAGUUUCAUAACCUCAUUGAUUAUAUUUGGCAUGGAGAGCUGAAGUUUAUUUAUUUUCUUUAUUUUAUAUAAGUCUUGGGUAGAAAUAUGGUUGAUACCAUGGUAUUUUAGAUGCAGAUUUUGGGGCUUGCCUAUGAUCGAAGGAUUACAUUACUUUUAAGCUUAUGCUUUGUUCUGUACAACUGACACAAUGCAUUCAUUAAUACUAAACCUCAAAUGAAAACAUUUACUGCAGUAGAGCAACUAAGUUUGAUUUAGUGAUCUUGUAAUCUCACUUUUUUCACCCCGAUUCGAGUUUGAUGCCUUUAAAUAAUGAGUAUUGAGAGUAUAACGUUUUUUUAACUUAAAAUAUUUUAAUUAGUUGAAUUUAAUGACCCAAGAAAAACUGGUUUUAUAUUUGUCCAUUUCUCACAGUUUUUUAAAUGGGGCAUGUACUAUUUUUCUAGGCUACAAUUAUGAUUUAUAAUGUUAGAAACAUAAUCUGAUUACAGUUGUGGGGUUCUUUGGUUAUGAUAUGACCUAACCACACCCUCGCAGAGAGUUAUUUGGGUUUAGACUGUUAAAUAUAACUAUGUAAGGAUGUUUUUUUUCCCUGAUACUUUGUAUUGUAUUGUUUCUUAUUUAGUGUUGAUGAUAUAUUGUUUCUCAGGAUUUAGUUGGGAUUUAAAACCACGUUUUAAUUGGGCUUAAAUAUGUUUAAAAACUGAAAAGGUCUGCACUACAAAAAUAUGGCCUGCAGCAAAUUAAUAUUAAUGUUGUAUCAAAUAAGAAAGCAAUACUUUAAAUGUUUUCUUAUAAUAUUUUGUAAAGAUGGAUGCUGUUUUUUUUUAUUUUUAUGGGAAAGUUUUGGAUAGUUUGUAGCAGAAUGAUUUAGAAAGGUUAGAGAGUCACUUAUUGUCUUCUUUUAUCUGUAAAACAAUUAAAUGUUCAAAUACCAGCACUUUAGGUGUGGCCAGCCUACAGAUUGUGGCUAAAAUAGAACAAAAUAACAUGUGUUUUAUCACAUUGUUUUUAUUUAUUUGGUAGGCUUGGAAAUGGGUUUACCAACCCUAAAGGCUUAUUUAAGACCGAUAUCUCCCAAAAAGUGUAACCUUGUGUCGAGGCGACGCAGCCAUAAGGGCUGUGAUUGGUCCGCUAAAACGACAUACGUCAUUUCCGUCUUUUCACUUUUCCCCAAAACAUUGCGCCCCCUACCGCGUCUGCGUGGUCGUUGCGUUAUGUCGACGUUGACGCGUGGACGCAGCCGUGAACAUUUAUAUUUCUGCGUCGGGUUUACGUGACGCAAUGCAAUUAAUUGCCACAACGAUAGGGGGCGCAAUGUUUUUUGUAAAGACUGCCCAAGAUUCUUUUGACGUCUAUCGUAGUCGCUCGUUGUAUUUGUUUGCCAGACGUUCACCAGACGUUCUUCUGCUUGGUCCAUUCUAGCUUCUUUUUUUAUGCCGUUCUUCGUGGAUUGUAUGAAUUGAAAUCCGGGGGAAAGCGAAAUGACGUUUGUCGUUUUAGCGGACAAAUCACAGCCCUUACGACUGCGUCGCCUCGAUACAAGGUUACAAUUUUUGGGAGGCGCACGCAAUGACGCAAGGAGGGCCCGCAACGACGCAACGGGUCGGUAAGGUACCUUGCGUUACGUAGACAUUGAACCAUAUAUCGGUCUUAACAGAGCCUAUAUUGACCCAUUUAUGAUCCGUCCUCAUUCUGGUCCUAUGGAUCGGCCUGGGACAACCCACACAUUUUGAAAUGUUCUCCUUUGAUUUGCAAAAUACUUAUGAAAAGUUUGCUUGCUAGCUGUUAUUUGGGUGCAUUUUAAUGCAUAUUUUGAACUUUUAUAUUGUUGACAAGCAUACAAUUUUUGUUCAAAAUACUCAGAUAGUAUAAUUGAUUUCAAUAUUAUUUUUCUGUUUUGUUUGUUUUGGAAUACCAGAAUAAAAUGUUUUCAAUUGUCUUUUAAAGGACAAGCACUUAAUUUGAAUAUGAAUGUAAACAUUCAAAGGUCUUUUGUUGAUAUAUUAACAAGUGAUGGAAGAGGAGCUGAAAUAAGGAAAUGAUGUGCAUCGUUUCUAGUAAGCAUCUUAACAUUGCCAGCAUGGCUAUGAAAGCAAUAUGACAUAAUACUUUGCGGCUUAAGAAUUAAUAUAGUUUAAAUUAAAUAUGGAUUGUCUCAUGUAUACAUGUUUUUUAUUUAAACUAAUAACUAAAUAAAACAUAUGGCCUAUGCACCUAAAUUCCAGAAUGCUUAGAAAUAGAACCCUUGAAAAUGUAGGUUUGAGCCUUUGAGAAAUCCUAUUCAUGAACUUUGGUAGGAAGAUUACAAGAAAUAAUUGAGUUUGAACUGUUGAGCAGAGCCUUUUCUGGUGUUUUUUGUUGUAGGUUUCUUCUCCACAAGAGGUCAGGAGGGGAUUAGCCUGAUAUUUGACAACCAGUAAUCACAGUGAAGGUGUCCACCAACACCUUCAUCAGACCACCAGCCUGCAGCUCCAGCCCGUCUGCAUGUUGAGCUCUGCAAGCGUAGGAGAGGCUGUUGUCACUGUUGGUUUCCUGUUAGGCUUUACCCGUCACUUGAGCCACACACUUUGGUUUGUGCUCAAAUUCAUUGUGCACUCUUUGUCUUGUUACUUUAUGUCACAUGUUAUAAAAGCAUACAUAGAUAAUGAACUACAAUAUGUAAGUCAAGAAUGUGUUUAAACAAUGGUUUAUGCCUCU
Eleginops maclovinus (Patagonian blennie) is the source of this 6422-nucleotide messenger RNA. Its product is annotated as stromal interaction molecule 2-like. The coding region runs from base 569 to 3679 and encodes 1036 amino acids. NCBI's taxonomy places the organism in Eukaryota, Metazoa, Chordata, Actinopteri, Perciformes, Eleginopidae. The transcript has 12 exons. Gene Ontology annotation, biological process: intracellular calcium ion homeostasis; activation of store-operated calcium channel activity; store-operated calcium entry. Gene Ontology annotation, cellular component: endoplasmic reticulum; plasma membrane. The record is from RefSeq and is a predicted model, not a curated record. Gene Ontology annotation, molecular function: calcium ion binding; protein binding; calcium channel regulator activity.